AAGAAGAGUAAUUUAAUUUAAUCCAUGCAAAGGAUGGACAGACAGCAAAACAACUAUUUAUUCAUUGAAUUAAAAUCUGGUAUAUGUGGAAUGUGGAGAUUUUGGUCAUAUUGCCCAGCCCUAAAACCUAUAUAUAUUAGACUGUGGUGCUGUUUUACUGUGUUAAAGGGUUAGUACACUCAAUUAUUUGUUACAUGGUGGUCUCAUAAAAAAUUAUAUCCAGGAGAUAUAGGAUUUCCAGAGUGACCCAAGUUAAAAACAUUAAGUUAAACAGAUAUAUAACAAAGGUAAUUAGGAAAAAGAACUCAGGGCCCCAUCUACAUAUAUAGAGGGUAGACAGGCUACAUGUAUAACAAAAAACAUACUUUAGAAAACAUACUUUAAAUAAUAAAUACAAAAAUUCCCAGACUUCUUAUCGCUCACCGUACUUGCAAUACACUGGCGGAAACCUUGUGGUCUUUCCCAUAAUGUUGCCAGACACUUGUUAUAACAAUCUGAACCUGUCUGGACCAACUUCAAAAUCAAAACUUUUUGUCCCCAUUAGUCACUUAGACACAAAACGAUGGGAAAAUAAGGUCCAGACUGAACAAUCCCAAAGGUUAGUUAAUUAAGUUAAUUAAAGUUAAUUGAAUAUUUUAACAUCGUUUUAAUAUAGAAUCAGCUAAAAUGUAGUUGUAGAUUGCCUCUUAGAUGACAGUUGAAUCAAAUAAUGGCUGAAAAUCUGACGUUUAUUCAACAUCAAUAAUAAUGAGUUCUUUCAAUUUGGUUUCAGUGUCGGGCGUCAAUGUAGAUUCAAUACUUCUGCCUGAUGACAUUUAAAUGUUUCAGUCUGAUUUUGUUAUCAAAUCUGUUGUAAAACUACAGUCAGGUUCCCAUAUGAACAGCUUUGCUUGCUGUAAUCGUUCCCCCAUUUCAUACUGGCCAUUAAACUUGUUCAUAUGAGCACCUGGCUAUUGUUUUAAGAUAACGAGGAACUUGAUGGCAUAUUAUGUUAAUACUGGUAAUUUUUCCAACAACACACAUUGUCUGUAAAAACGGCUUUUUCUAGUGAAAACUAGCUUGUAUGUCUGAUUGGUUUUGAAAGUUCAGCGAAUUCUGUGGCCCCUCCCUAAUUUACCUGUCAAUAAUGAUGGAAUUGAGGUGUUUAUUAGUGGGUUUCUAAGGGGAUAAUUAAUGGAUUGAAAUAAAUUAAGGUAUUUUUAAUGGAUUAUUUGCACAGUUUAGGGGGUUUUUAAUGGGCAGAGGAAUCUUUUUGCUUUUCCUCAGGAUUUCCUCCUUGUAAUACAGUGAAGAAGCGUCUGUGCCAAACACCUUUUCUUUUGCAUGUGGCACACCCUGCAGAGCUUGCCUAACCUGUCUGGAAUGCGGUACUAGGUAGAAUGGGUGGGAACAUUAUAAACACAAAGAACAGGCUCAUUUCAGACUUUGUUCCAUCGUAUAAUCGAAGCAGGAACCUCCAGAUGGCACAGAGAAAAGCUGCCGGCGCCUCCAGAGCUGCCAGGCGAAGACGCUGGUGGCAUCUGAGACAGCGAUGGAGGAUGCUCGGGGUGUUUGAGAUCAACUCAGAGCACGAGUUCUACCAUCUGACGACUAUGAUAAAAGAAGGCAUGCAUGCUUCCAUUCAGACCAGUAUGGACACACAAGGCCAGGAUACACUCACAGCUGAGCAGUUCAAGGCAGAAGAAACUCAAACCCAUGAGGGGUUUGAGAUGCAGACGUUCGCAGCACCGGUGUUUGCUAAACUGAGACGUUCACUGGACAUCACAGAGGAGGAAUAUAUGAACUCCCUCUGCUCAGGCGGCUGCUACCUCCAGUUUGUCAGCAACUCCAAGAGCAAAGCAGAUUUCUUUGUCACGAAUGACAAGAGGUUCUUCCUGAAGACCCAGAACAAACGAGAGGUCAGGUUUCUCCUGUCCAAUCUGCAGGCAUACAUGGAGCACAUGGAGAAGUACCCUCAUUCACUGCUGGUGAGGUUUCUAGGUGUACACAGGAUUGUUAUUCCGAAUCAAAUAAAGAAGUACUUCAUUGUGAUGCAGAGUGUGUUUUACCCCGAUGAGAGGAUCAAUAUUAGAUUCGACAUUAAAGGCUGUGAAGUGGGUAGAUGGACGAACCCUGACACAGGGGGGAAACAAAUAAUUAAAGUACUGAAGGACAAUAACUUUGAAGGCCAGAGCAUUGCAUUAGGUCAAGAGAAAUGCUGGUUUGCCGAUCAAAUGAAAGUGGACGCUGCCUUCCUUCAAGAGCUUAAUGUGCUGGACUACAGUCUUCUGCUGGCGCAUCAACCUCUGCACCAAGAUGAGCUCGAUGGGAAACACUCUUUGGCAGACCUUGUUAUUCGUGCUACAAAGUCUGUGGACUUGCAAGACAGUCCCACGGGGUCAGACCCCCCCAGUAUACCAUUACUGCAGGAGACCGCAGAUCAGGUGGUACUAGAUACUACAGACUGUGGGUCAGACCAGCCACAGGGAGCAGCAGAGGCCACUGGUGAAGAGAUCCCCCUCCAGGAGAUAAAAUGCCUUCCAAAAGAAACUAAAACUGAGUCAGAACUGCAGGAAUUCCACGAGCAUCAUCGCAGGCUACUGCCUAACUGCAAAAAUGGCAUUCAUGUGAUAGACGGGCCAGACCAUCGCUACUUUGUGGGCAUUAUCGACAUUUUUACAGUUUACGGUUGGAAGAAAAGACUGGAGAACCUGUGGAAAAACAUCAGAUACCCAGGCAGAGAUUUUUCCACAGUCAGUCCGCCCAAAUACUCACGCAGGUUCUGCCAGUGGAUACAGGAGCGCACUCGCUAACUAAAUGCAGAAAACAGUCAUUGUUGAUACGCAUAGCACUUGCCUAACUCCAAAUGUAUACUGGAUAGAAGUGAAUAGGCAUAGUUCACAAAAUGUCAAACUAUUCCUUUAUCUCCCAGAAAAGGCUUUCUUAUGAAUCUUACUUUCUUGUGUCCCGGCAUCGUAUGAUUUUGGAGACAAGUAUAUUCCACUCUGUCUUACUUUGUUGCCUCAAAUUAUUGAUUGAGGAAUCUUUUUUGGCAUUAUCAACCCAACAAUAAGUUUUCUUUUCUCUCUGUGUAUGUGUAUUUGACUGCUGCAAAAAAGUUUUAGCUGUGCAGUGGAAACACCCAAAUUCUCGUGACUGUAGCUACAGUACUGUGUAUUUUUUUCUUGACAUGCUUUGUAUCGAUAUAUCAAUCAAAAUGCAUUGGACUAAGCAAUCUUUUUAAUUUCCUCUAUAAACCUAGUGGGUAGUUUUCAUUUUAUUUUGACAAAACAUUCCCAAAUGCAAAAUGUAUUGCAGAGUUGUUGCAUUGGAUUGCGAUCUGUAGUUUUGAUACAUCUAAGAAUUAUAAAAACAGUAUUCAGUAUUAUCUGUAUUAUUGCUUUAUAUACAGGGUAUAUAUAGGUUGCCAGUUCAGGUGUUGUUCCUCAUUGUGACCAUCAAAAGACAAGAAGCACUUCAAACACACUUAACUAUUGCAGCCUCAUGUAAAAACAUUAAAAAUUAAACUUUUAAAGUG
Thunnus maccoyii (southern bluefin tuna) is the source of this 3517-nucleotide messenger RNA. Its product is annotated as phosphatidylinositol 4-phosphate 5-kinase-like protein 1. The record is from RefSeq and is a predicted model, not a curated record. Gene Ontology annotation, molecular function: phosphatidylinositol kinase activity. The coding region runs from base 1380 to 2792 and encodes 470 amino acids. Lineage: Eukaryota; Metazoa; Chordata; Actinopteri; Scombriformes; Scombridae. The transcript has 10 exons. Gene Ontology annotation, biological process: phosphatidylinositol metabolic process.